UCGCGUCGCGUGUGCUUCUUUCUCGCCUUCUUCAGUCCGCGGCGUUGUUCCAGAAGCUUCUGGAAAGUCGGGGAAACCCCCAUGGCGUCCGGCGAUCCGGUGGACGCGCCGGCGGCGGCGGCGGAGUCGAUGGAGGUGGAGGCGGACCAGUGCCUCGACCUGACGAGCUGCCAGCUGCACGAUCUGAGCGAGGUGGAGAUCCCGCCCACCCUGGAGGAGCUCGAACUCACGGCGAACCGCCUCGCCGCCGUCGACCCCCGCAUCGGCCGCCUCCCGGGCCUCCGCAAGCUCUCCUUCCGCCAGAACCUCCUCGACGACGCCGCCGUCGCGCCCCUCUCCACCUGGGCCGACAUCGCUGGGCUGCAGGAGUUGGUCUUUAGAGAUAACAAACUUACAACGAUUCCUGAUGCCAGCAUCUUCAAAGGCCUUCUGGUCUUUGAUGUAUCUUUCAAUGAGAUAUCUUCCUUAAAGGGGCUGUCCAAGGUUUCCAGCACACUGAAGGAACUCUAUGUUUCAAAGAAUGAAGUUGCAAAGAUGGAGGAACUCGAACACUUUCAUGCAUUACAAAUUCUUGAACUUGGUAGCAACAGAUUGAGGGUGAUGGAAAAUCUAGAAACCUUGGCAAAUCUGCAGGAGCUAUGGCUGGGAAGAAAUCGAAUAAAGACAAUCAACCUAUGUAGUUUGAAAGCAAUAAAAAAAUUAAGCUUGCAAAGCAACAGACUGACUUCAAUGAAUGGGUUACAAGAAUGUAUUGCACUAGAGGAACUAUACCUCAGUCAUAAUGGAAUACAAAAGAUGGAGGGUCUCUCUACCUUGCAGAACCUUCGUGUUUUAGAUGUUUCAUCCAACAAGCUAACUGCUAUCGAAGAUGUUGAAACCUUAAGCAGGUUGGAGGACUUGUGGUUGAAUGACAACCAAAUACCAUCACUAGAUGGGAUAGAAUCUGCUUUGGCUAGUUCACGGGAGAAGCUGACUACCAUAUAUCUUGAGCGGAAUCCUUGCGCAAAAGCUCCAAACUAUUCAUCCACGUUGAAGACAAUAUUUCCAAAUCUUGAGCAACUCGAUUCAGAUAUGCUAGCAUGAAACUGAUGUCCUUCUGUGAAGAUAGGGAAGACACUCCUGGAGUAGCUCUACUAGCGUUGUUUUUUCUAACAAUCAAAGCGUGAGAAGCCUUCCAGUUCAAGAACAAGUAAUAAUAAACCAUGGAUGAAGCAAUGCAACAUUAUUGUGCUCAAUAUCUAAAUUGCUUCACCUUUUUUUCCUGCUCCAUGUUCUGAUGCUGUUACUGGAUGGAUCAUCGUGGGCUUGUCUUUGUCAAACUAUACUCCCAUAUACAGAGAUCAAGGAAGGUGAGUUAGAGAGGUAGAGCGUGUGGGACUGAAUGAUAAACCAAUAAAACCUAGCGAACUGAUGUUUUUGACAGAUGAUGUUGCAUUUGACUAUUCUGUCACAGGAUGUUGCAUUUGAUAUUACCUGUACUAUGUUGACAUGUAUGCUAUUGCAUUUGCUGUAGAUGUCUGAGAUUGAUUCAAGUUUAUGAAAGCAGCACACAUUUGAAUGUUUAUGGCUUAACUUA
Oryza sativa Japonica Group (Japanese rice) is the source of this 1576-nucleotide messenger RNA. RefSeq names its product protein phosphatase 1 regulatory inhibitor subunit PPP1R7 homolog. Gene Ontology annotation, molecular function: protein binding. Gene Ontology annotation, cellular component: cytoplasm. NCBI's taxonomy places the organism in Eukaryota, Viridiplantae, Streptophyta, Magnoliopsida, Poales, Poaceae. The record is from RefSeq and is a predicted model, not a curated record.